AAAAACCAGAGUUGCUCUGCACAAGCUCACUUUUUGACUGCUGCCAUUCCGGUGGGGUGUGACUUGCUUCUCCUGGCCACGGUUGUGAGGCCUCCCCAGCUAUGUGGAACUAAACCAAGAGCCGCAUCUAGCUGAGGACACGAGAAUUUUCCACAAAACAAAGUAGAGUGAUUCCAUAGAUCACUAUUAUAGCUGCAUUACCAGUCCUAGGACAGAAUAUGGAUGCUGAAAAAUGAUUCUUUCAAUUUUUUAUUCCUUAACAUCAAGCCAAAAGUGCCGAGUUGUUGCCUCAUGCCCAGUUGUCUGGCAUCUCUUCACUGAAACUAUUACAGUUAGAUCUCAUCUCUCUGGGUGGAAGAGACUUCAAGAAGUUAAGCAACUUGCUCAAGAUCAUCUAAGAAGUAGGUGGUAUUUCUGGGCUCAUUGGGCCCCUCCUAAUCUCUCAUGGCGACAUGGCUGGCUAAAGUGUUGAUUGCCAUAAUUCAUCAGGGAUGGUCUCACACUCAUUGCAGAUCUUACCUGGCAUCCUCUUUUCUUAUGUGAUCUGUCUGACCCUAGUAGACUUAUGAAAUUUCUGAUGUAGAAGAGAAGAGAAAGAAGAGAGGAGAAAUUUCUGAUCUAGAAGAGAGGUGGCCUCUAUACCUAGAAGCAGCAGAAUCAGGCUUUAUUAAUACAUGUGUAUAGAUUUUUAGGAUCUAUACACAUGUAUUAAUAUGAAACAAGAAUAUGGAAGAGGAAGGCAUGAAAGGAGGAAAAGGACAAACCUUGUUUGCCAUUUUAAGAUAGAUGAGGAGCCAACAAAAAAGGGCCUCAGGAUCCAGCACACAUUAUCACAAACUUAGUGUCCAUCCAUCACUGCUGACCCUCUCCGGACCUGACUCCACCCCUGAGGGACACAGGUCGGCCUUGACCAAUGACUUUUAAGUACCACGGAGAACAGGGGGCCAGAACAUCGGCAGUAAAGAAUAAAAGGCCACACAGAGAGGCAGCAGCACAUAUCUGCUUCCGACACAGCUGCAAUCACCAGCAAGCUCUCAGGUCUGGCAUCAUGGUGCAUUUUACUGCUGAGGAGAAGGCUGCCGUCACUAGCCUGUGGAACAAGAUGAAUGUGGAAGAGGCUGGAGGUGAAGCCUUGGGCAGGCUCCUCGUUGUUUACCCCUGGACCCAGAGAUUUUUUGACAGCUUUGGAAACCUGUCGUCUCCCUCUGCCAUCCUGGGCAACCCCAAGGUCAAGGCCCAUGGCAAGAAGGUGCUGACUUCCUUUGGAGAUGCCAUUAAAAACAUGGACAACCUCAAGACCACCUUUGCUAAGCUGAGUGAGCUGCACUGUGACAAGCUGCAUGUGGAUCCUGAGAACUUCAAGCUCCUGGGUAACGUGAUGGUGAUUAUUCUGGCUACUCACUUUGGCAAGGAGUUCACUCCUGAAGUGCAGGCUGCCUGGCAGAAGCUGGUGUCUGCUGUCGCCAUUGCCCUGGCCCAUAAGUACCACUGAGUUCUCUUCCAGUUUGUUCCUGUGACCCUGACACCCUCCUUCUGCACAUGGGGACUGGGCUUGGCCUUGAGAGAAAGCCUUCUGUUUAAUAAAGUACAUUUUCUUCAGUAAUCAAAAA
Messenger RNA from Symphalangus syndactylus (siamang), 1610 nucleotides. RefSeq names its product hemoglobin subunit epsilon 1 (gene HBE1). The record is from RefSeq and is a predicted model, not a curated record. Gene Ontology annotation, biological process: hydrogen peroxide catabolic process; oxygen transport. Gene Ontology annotation, molecular function: hemoglobin alpha binding; haptoglobin binding; organic acid binding. Gene Ontology annotation, cellular component: haptoglobin-hemoglobin complex; blood microparticle; hemoglobin complex. Lineage: Eukaryota; Metazoa; Chordata; Mammalia; Primates; Hylobatidae.